Hypoxylon fragiforme is the source of this 2726-nucleotide messenger RNA. RefSeq names its product glycoside hydrolase family 3 protein. NCBI's taxonomy places the organism in Eukaryota, Fungi, Ascomycota, Sordariomycetes, Xylariales, Hypoxylaceae. Gene Ontology annotation, molecular function: beta-glucosidase activity. The transcript is spliced from 2 exons. Gene Ontology annotation, biological process: glucan catabolic process. The record is from RefSeq and is a predicted model, not a curated record. The coding region runs from base 93 to 2597 and encodes 834 amino acids.
UAUAUAGGAUAUAGGAGACACCAUUACUUACCUUACUCCUUUUCUUUUCUUACCUCGUGUCCUCGAUUAUAUCGGACAGAUUUGUAUUACAAAUGGCGGAUAUCGACGUAGAAAAGGUCCUUAAGAAGCUCUCUUUGAGCGACAAAGUCGAUCUUCUCGCAGGAAUCGACUUUUGGCAUACGAAAGGCCUUCCACAGCAUGGGAUCCCAUCUCUGCGCUUGAGUGAUGGGCCUAAUGGUGUCCGCGGUACCAAGUUUUUCAACGGUGUAAAGGCCGCGUGCUUUCCUUGUGGAACAGCGUUAGGUUCUACCUUCAACCAAGAGCUCCUGGAAGAAGCAGGGAAGAAAAUGGGAGAGGAGGCCAAGUUAAAGGGAGCGCAUGCGAUUCUAGGACCUACCAUAAACAUGCAGCGAGGUCCUCUUGGUGGUCGAGGAUUCGAGUCAAUAAGUGAGGACCCCAUCCUAGCUGGUCUAGGCGCCGCCGCGAUUGUGAGAGGAAUUCAAUCGACAGGAAUCCAAGCAACUAUCAAGCAUUUUGUCUGCAACGAUCAUGAACAUAAGCGCAAUGCUGUACAAGCCAUCAUAACUGAACGAGCACUGCGAGAGAUAUAUGCGUUACCGUUCCAGCUAGUGGUUCGUGAUUCGAAUCCUGGAUCGUUCAUGACAGGUUAUAAUGGAGUCAAUGGAACGUACUGUAGCGAGAACCCAAAGCUGUUGGACAAAAUCUUGCGCGGAGAUUGGGGUUGGGAUGGGAUGGUUAUGAGUGAUUGGUAUGGUACGUAUAGCACAACCGAGGCAGCACACGCUGGCCUUGAUCUCGAGAUGCCCGGCCCGCCACGGUUCAGGGGUGAACCGCUCAAAUUCAAUGUUUCAACCGACAAAGUUCGAACACACGUCUUGGAUCAACGAGUUAGAGCAAUGCUGGAAUUUGUCAAAAAGUGUGCAGCUAGCGGCGUUAAAGAAAAUGCCCCGGAGGAAACCGGGGAUACUCCUGAGACGGCUGAGCUGUUACGGCGAAUAGGAAACGAAAGCAUCGUGUUACUGAAAAACGACAAAGGUGUACUGCCUCUGAAAAAGGACAAGAAGACAGUCGUCAUUGGACCUAAUGCGAAGGUUGCCACAUACCACGGAGGAGGUUCCGCGUCGUUGGCCGCCUAUUAUGCCGUGACUCCGUUUGACGGUAUAAGCAGCAAACUAUCCUCACCUCCUGGCUAUACCAUCGGCCAGUAUUCGCACAAGUUGCUUCCCCUCCUCGGCAAUUCCACCAAAUCGCUCAAGGGAAAUGAGGGGGUGACGAUGAAGGUCUACGCAGAGAGCCCGGAAGCCCCGAGUAGAAAACCAGUCGAUGAACUAGAGAUUUUGAAGACAGAAAUGCUUCUAGUCGAUUACGCAAAUCCCCACAUCGUAGGCCCCCUCUGGUAUGCGACGCUUGAAGGAUCUCUGAUCGCAGAAGAAGAUGCAACGUGGGAAUUUGGCGUGGUCGUGUUUGGAACGGCAAACCUCUAUAUCAACGACGAGCUUGUGAUUGAUAACACAACAAAACAAAGGUUGGGCGAGGCAUUCUUCGGCAGCGCCACGGUAGAGGAGAAGAGCACCUACAAGUUGAAAAAGGGCAAGACGUACAACAUAAAGAUCACAUUCGGAUCGAGUCCAACCUCCAAGCUCGCGGACGGCUCUGUUCUCCUUCCAGGCGGUGCACUUAGGGUUGGUGCGUGUAAAGUUCUCGAUCCCAAAGUUGCAAUUGACCAGGCUGUCGAGUUGGCUCGGGAUGCUGAUCAAGUCAUCGUCUGUGCUGGUCUCAAUGCCGAGUGGGAAACCGAAGGCCAUGACCGUACCGACAUGAAACUGCCCCCUGGCUUAGAUGAUCUGAUUACCGCCGUAGCCAAAGCCAACUCCAACACAGCUGUCGUUCUGCAAUCCGGUACCCCAGUAGAGAUGCCCUGGGUUAGAGAUGUAAGCGCCAUCGUUCAUGCUUGGUAUGGGGGCAACGAGACUGGAAACACGAUUGCAGAUAUUCUCUUCGGUGAUGUUUCCCCCUCAGGAAAGCUCAGUCUGAGUUUUCCAGUCCGCGUACAGGACAACCCGGCCUUCCUAAACUACCGAACUGAAGGUGGCCGCGUGAUCUACGGCGAAGAUAUCUAUAUUGGCUACCGCUACUACGAAUUCUUGGAUCGCGGGGUAUUGUUCCCCUUUGGACACGGCCUAAGCUACACGUCAUUCAAAUUUUCAGAUUUCUCCAUCAUCGAUGAAGACGGAGAGCUGACAGUGUCUGCUUCGCUUAAGAACACGGGUGGUAUGAAGGGAGCUGAGGUGGCGCAAGUAUAUGUUGCGCCAAAGCAGAAGGCCAAGGUAAACCGACCAGUGAAGGAACUGAAGGGAUUUGCAAAGGUAGAACUUGAACCGGGCCAGAGCAAGACGGUCACUGUGAAGAUUUCAAAGAAGUACGCCGCCAGUUACUGGGAUGAGGAACGUGAUCAAUGGUGUGCUGAGGAAGGCGAGUAUGAGGUUAUAGUCAACAACUGUAGUAUUGUGGAGGAUGAGAAGGCCGUGAAGGGAUCCUUCAAGGUGUCUAAGACAUUUUGGUGGUCAGGGAUUUAAUUGAGAGAUAUUGUUAACGAUAAACAACGAAGAUACAUAUUAGUUAUUAAGAUGGGGAAAAAAUACCUGGCAAAUUGCAAGUAAUUUAAAUUAGUAAAACUUUAUUAAUUUAAUAUUUGGAAAAUCGUC